UACGCGCGAGCGGACGUCUUUCUCUUUUGGUGGCUACUCCGUACCAGCUUAAGCUGCAGCUCCACUUCUCCGGGUGAAAACCGAAAGUGAUCUUACCAAUGUCUGCCGGUGAUCGUUCCUCGCGACUGCUGGCCCUCGUGGCCAUCUUCUUCAGCAGCUACAUUGUUGGUAUCUACAGUGCGGCACGUGCCAGCACUUUGGUCCCGAUGGCGCCAGCGAAAGUGAACGAAACAGUGAUUCCCGGAAAUGAUACAUUCCUGGAGGUGGCCGAUACCAGUCUGGGUCGUAGUGGAUCUCGACAUCCUCGCUGGUUUCCCUUCUACACCAUUGGUCGAUUCUCCAACGACUUGUGCAUCGGGAACAAUCUCCUGAUAGGAACCUGUGUCAUCAACGGAGAGUGCUCCGAUAACAGUGGUGUGGCGGCGGGCAGCUGCUCCUCCAUUACCGCCCAGGCCGUAUGCUGCAUUUACCAAAGAACGUGUGGAGCCAGUACCUCGUACAACAACACGUACUUCUAUAACAGCAAUUAUCCUGCUCCUUAUGCGGGCGGAGGUCGCUGUUCCAUAGUAGUCACCCCGCCGGAUUCUACUAUCUGUCAGAUGAGAGUGGAUUUCCUUUCGCUGUCAUUGGCCCCGCCCUCGGGCGAUGGAUUUUGCAACACGGACGCGCUGACCAUUACCGGAGGAGCCUCCCAGGUGCCGAGCAUCUGCGGGGAGAACGCUGGCCAGCAUGUCUAUGUGGAUUUCAAUGGAGUUAAUCCAAUCACCAUCUCAGUGGCCACCUCCUCCGGAUACACGUUCAACCGCAACUGGCAGUUCCAGAUCCGGAUGCUAAGUUGCAGCUCUCCCACUCUUGCUCCGUCCGGGUGCCUCCAAUACUAUAUGCCCAGCAGUGGGACCUUUUCAAGCUUUAACUACGUCUCGUCAGCCUCCUCGGCGCAGAACUCCAUCGGUGUACCGGGUACCAGGCAGCUGGCGAACACCAAGUACGGAAUCUGCAUCCGCAAGGCGACCGGCAUGUGCUCCAUUACCUACAGCCAGGUCAGUUCGGAUGUGUAUUCCUUUACGCUGACGAACGAUGUGGGUGCAGUGGAUCCAUCCCUGCUGGCCACUUCGUCUGUCCAGAGCCAGGAGUGCACUACGGAUUACAUCGUAAUUCCGGCGCCCACGCAGAGUGGCACUUCCUUAGCAAGCGAUCGUUUCUGUGGAUUGGGCCUGGUGUCCACCACAACGGCGGCGAAACCCUUUGUGGUCUACACAGUCACGGAUGGAAAUGAGGAUCUGGAUAUAUCCAAUAGGGGGUUCUAUAUAUCGUAUUCCCAGAAUGCGUGUCCAAUUUUAUAAUAAUCGCAAAAUAAAAGACUUGAAUUUUUAUUAGAAUAA
This is a messenger RNA of Drosophila bipectinata, 1382 nucleotides long. RefSeq lists its product as uncharacterized. The record is from RefSeq and is a predicted model, not a curated record. NCBI's taxonomy places the organism in Eukaryota, Metazoa, Arthropoda, Insecta, Diptera, Drosophilidae.